UACUGUAGAGCUAAUAAAUCAAUGUUCAUAUUAGUCUAGGUUUGAGGGCAUGAGAAAAAAAGUCAGUUGUCACACUUUCAAAAUGUAUAUCGGACACAGAAGUGGCGGAUAGAGCUCCACACAGAGGCAAUAUAUAUCAGAUUUGCAAAUUAUUAAUAGAAAAGUACAUUCAAGAUGAAAGAGAUCAUCGAGGUUAUAGCACUUUUCCUAGGUUUUGUAAGCUGGAUAAUGAUUUUUAUAUCACUACAACAUCAGUAUUGGAAAGAAUCUACCCAGGAUGGCAGCGUAAUUAUAACCUCCGCAAUCUAUGAGAACCUCUGGAUGUCUUGUGCUAGUGAUUCAACAGGGGCAUAUAACUGUCGACACUUUCCAUCUCUUUUUGCUCUCCCAGGGUUAAUUCAGGCCUCCCGGGCACUCAUGAUCACUUCCAUUGUGUUGGGGACGUUUGGGCUCGUGGCUACUCUCACAGGAAUGCAGUGCUCAAAAAUAGGAGGAGAGAACUACAUCCUGAAGGGGAGGGUUGCUGUAAUCGGAGGAGUGUUCUUUUUACUACAGGGGAUGUGCACCAUGAUUGCUAUAUCUUGGUAUGCAGCCAACAUCACAACACAGUUCUUUGACCAGUUUUAUCCAGGGAUAAAGUAUGAGAUUGGAGAGGCCUUGUAUAUCGGCUGGUCUUCAGCCAUACUUGCCAUUUGUGGAGGUUCAUGCCUAAUGUGUGGUUGCCAAGCUAAUACAAAAAAACGAUUUCCAUACCAACCAUCCACCACAGAACACAUGCUGUCAACUGGGGCAACGUCUGAGUCUGUCCCAAGCAACUAUGGCAGAAAUGUGUAUGUCUGAGAGGUUGCACUAACACUUGAUCACUGUAUAGUAGUUUAACCCCAGUAACCUGUCAGCGCCACCAUUUUGAUUUAUUAACUUUAUCCAAUCUAAACCCGUUUGUUUUAUAACAGGUUAUAUAAUUUGUAAUAUUAUGGACUGUGAAAAGUACUCACAUAUAGAGUAUGUACCUUGUUAAUUUACUGUCAGCUUACAGAGAGAAAAUGCAACAUAAUGAAAACAGAAAUAAACAUGGAAAGUAAUUGCUGCUGUGAUUGAACAUGUCCAGAAUGUGGUGGGAAUCCCAGUAUAGGACCUUUUCAGCCUUUAAUAACAGAACCUUUAAAUUUCCUUUAUUAUUAUUGCUACAGGAUAACUUGUUAAUAAGAAAAAUGUUACAAGAAAGCUAAUGAAUAUGACAGGAAAAAUCUGAUCCUCUGACCUCAGGGGACUAUUACUUACUUUAUUUUAAAGGUUUAAGAUUUUUUUUAAAACACUCUCCUGUUCAUGACUUUUUUUAGUAUAUAAAGUGUAAUCAUUUGUUAUACACAUGUAUUAUCACACCUUCCUUAGGUUUUCUACUUGAUAAAUAAUCAAGUUCUGGAUUUAAAGAAAAUAAUGUUCCUUGGUAUCUAUCAAGAUCUGUAAUAAGGAGUAAAUGUGUGACUUUUCACUGUACAAAAGCCAUAAAGGAAAUUUGUAAUUUUAACUUGGAAUUGUGAUAGUUGGUGUACUGCGAUUAUAUACUGGUCCAGUAUAUAAUCACAGUACAUCAAGGGUUCCACACAGUGUGAUUUUAUUUUCACUCUUACCUCUGAAACCAAUCUCAACACUUGAGUAACAGGGCUGAAACAAAUGCAAACAUAGCUUUUGGGCUUGUUAAUCUUUUUUGCUAUGUGUAUAUUUCAAGUGUAAUGUCAUACAGUUUUCUUCUGGGUGAUUUUACAUGCAUGUCUGUGGAUUUUCAUGUUUUAUAUACAAUUAAAUAUAAUUUUCAGUGACUGCUUCUGAUGAAUACAGCCGCUGAGCAAUGGGCCUAAAUGUCAUUGAUAAAAAGAAUACCAGUUCACAUGUUCAAAUAAAAGGAGUUUGGGGUUACAGAGCUUGUUUGCA
Messenger RNA from Micropterus salmoides (largemouth bass), 1932 nucleotides. RefSeq names its product claudin 15b (gene cldn15b). NCBI's taxonomy places the organism in Eukaryota, Metazoa, Chordata, Actinopteri, Centrarchiformes, Centrarchidae. Gene Ontology annotation, biological process: bicellular tight junction assembly; cell adhesion. Gene Ontology annotation, cellular component: bicellular tight junction; plasma membrane. Gene Ontology annotation, molecular function: structural molecule activity. The record is from RefSeq and is a predicted model, not a curated record. The transcript is spliced from 5 exons. The coding region runs from base 175 to 840 and encodes 221 amino acids.